GUGCUGGCGGAGGAUGCGGCGCUCGGGGUCGGGGACCGCUGCAGAGUAACCAACGCCAUGGCUGGAAGCUGAGGAUGCACCGGCCGGCCGCUGGGCCUGUGUGUGUGAAGCAGUAAAUCCUAACUUGGUAGUUCUGCAGCCUACACCACUGUGGUGGGCGGAGUCAAACACAUGGCCCCGCCCCUCACUUGGCUGUCAGAGGGUCCAGAGCAGCUGCUGACUCCGCCCCCUCUAACCACGUGACAGCUGGACCAGUGCGUGACUCUCACUGUGAGUGGACAAACUUCAACAAAUCCUGCAGAGCUGCUCAACGCUUCACCGAAGUCCAGACAUGCGGGUUGCAGUGAUUGGCGCUGGAGUCAUCGGCCUGUCAACGGCUCAGAGCAUCUAUGAGCAGUAUCACUCCAUCAUCAGUCCGCUGACCAUCGAGGUGUACGCGGACCGUUUCACUCCACUGACCACCAGCGACGGAGCUGCUGGCUUCUGGCAGCCGUAUCUCUACGAUAAGGGCAACGUCCAGGAGACAAAAUGGAAUAAAGAGACAUUCGACUACUUGCUGAGCACGCUCAGUUCACCAGAGUGUGUAAAAAUGGGGGUAUUCCUUCAGUCUGGCUACAACCUCUGCACCAAACCAGCCCCGGAACCCUCGUUCAAAGAUACCGUCCUGGGCUUCAGACGCCUCACAGAGCGAGAGCUGCAGAUGUUCCCCGGAUACAAUUUUGGUUGGUUCAACACCGCUCUCAUGGUGGAAGGUAAAACAUACCUGCCCUGGCUGAUGGAGUGGUUGGAAAAAAGGGGUGUGAGGUUUUAUCAGCGGAAAAUAGAGUCCUUCAAGGAGCUGGCAGAAUCCGGGGCAGACGUGGUAAUAAACUGCACUGGAAUGAGAUCAGGGGAGCUGCAGCCGGAUCCUGACCUCAAACCAGGCCGCGGUCAGAUAGUGAAGGUGGACGCUCCGUGGCUCAAGCACUGGAUUCUCACCCACAACUUUUCAGCAGGAGUCUACAAUUCACCGUACAUCAUUCCAGGGAGUCGUCUCGUGACAGUCGGCGGCAUUUUUCAGGUAGGAAACUGGAGCGAACAGAACAACUCCAUCGACCAUAAACACAUCUGGGAGAACGCUUGCCGACUGGAGCCGAGUCUCAAGCAUGCCAGGAUAGUGGAGGACUGGUCCGGCCUCAGGCCCGUUCGCAGCAAAGUCCGACUGGAGAGAGAGACCAUAAAGACCGGUGCAACUUCAAUAGAGGUGAUACACAACUACGGCCACGGAGGGUUCGGACUCACCAUUCAUAGAGGCUGCGCCCAGGAGGCAGCGAGGCUCUUCGGCCAGAUUGUGGAACAAAAAGGCAAAGGUCCAAAAGCUCGCUUGUGAAUGUUCGUCCUGGAGAAAUGAUCGGUGCUUCUUUUAUAACGUUUAAUGUCAGUGCCUUGCAUCACACCUCUUCUAGCCUGUAACUAACGUUUAAAAGCACACAGAUAUUCUUAUCAUCAUAUCACAAGAUAAUUACACCACUUUAAAUUUGCGCUAAUUCAUGUAAGUUGAGGUUUUUUCUUUACCCCUGCCACACUUUCUCUCACCAAGUUUCAUGAAAAUCAGGAUGGGAGUUUCUCCUGCUGGCAAACAAACAAACAAGCUGGACCAAAACCAGAACCUUCUUGGCUGAUAUUAGAAAUAAAGACCAGGCCAACGUCAAUAAUAGGGACUGAAAACUUCAAAUAUCAGUGCAGCGAUCCCUCUGAAGUGAUUAUCAGACACUUGAUCACACACUGGAUCAUACUUGUUUUUGGGUCCGAUGUCGAGAUUUCCUUUGUUUUCUGGUUUAAUGAAAUGACCUUGAAUCCUCAGAACACGAGUCAAUUAGUCGUUUGCUUUUGUUAUAGUGAUUAUUAAACACUAAUGACAAAUAUGUGACAGAGGCAGGAAUAUUUGACAGUAGAACAAUAAACUUUAUCAUCUAAAUUUAACAUCAGUGACUGAAACCGUAAAGUUAACCAGGAAUUAAACAUUUAUAAAUUACUCCGCACAUCUUUUCUGCAUGUUAAUAUGUAAAAAAAUGUUCAUAACAACACUGAUAUUCAUAAAUCUUUAAUAUGAACGUAUCAUCUUUAAAAUCGUUCGACCAAUAUAUUGAUCAAGCUCUGGUUAAUAUGUAGAGAUGUGCUCAUCUCUAGUAAUCUCAUUAAUGAAUAACGACAUGAUCCACUCUUCUUUUUGAAAGAUUAUUUACUAUAGUAUCAUACACAUUUACAUCCAGUGUGUUGACAAGAAUCUGUGCACACACACACACCCACACACACACACACUCAAUUCAACACUAAAUCUCAAACACUGGCAGGUAAGACUCGCUGGAAGCUGUACUAGUUAAUCUCUUCUUUUCAAAACACAAGACCUUGCUCGGUGUGGCUGCUCGGGGCGAAGUCCACAUCACCUUUUUGUUACCAACAAAAAGCAAAGACAACAACUAAACCAGGAAUUGGUACAUUAUUUACAGAGAGACAGAACGUAACAUCUCGCUAAAUGGCCGCGUAUGAACGUGUAGAUUAAGAGAUGCAGCGUGUACUCAUGAUGAUAUCGUUUUCUAAAAUCAUGUUAUUCUUACUAAGUAGGUUGAGUCAGCUUUGAGAGAUGGAAAUACUCCGAUUUAGAUUUUUCUAAUACUUCACCGUGAACUUGUUGUCCGUCCUGGUGUCUGUGGAUUUGUUCCAGUUGUGCCAUAAUUAUGAAUUACGGUCGAUUUUUUUAAAUGUCGAUGACAUUGUAAUGCUCUGAUGAAGCCUUCCGCAGAUUGUUGUAAAUAAAAUGACCACAUGAUGAAUCGAGA
Messenger RNA from Acanthopagrus latus (yellowfin seabream), 2819 nucleotides. Its product is annotated as D-amino-acid oxidase-like. Lineage: Eukaryota; Metazoa; Chordata; Actinopteri; Spariformes; Sparidae. Gene Ontology annotation, molecular function: FAD binding; D-amino-acid oxidase activity. The transcript has 12 exons. The record is from RefSeq and is a predicted model, not a curated record. Bases 332 to 1369 code for a protein of 345 amino acids.